Molecule: messenger RNA, 1212 nt
Organism: Theileria equi strain WA
Lineage: Eukaryota; Apicomplexa; Aconoidasida; Piroplasmida; Theileriidae
Exons: 7
Coding region: 1-1212 (403 amino acids)
Biological process (GO): transmembrane transport
Molecular function (GO): transmembrane transporter activity
Source: RefSeq, a predicted model, not a curated record
AUGGCAGACCUGGAAAGCAGCCCAGAAAUGGCUCAUAGUAGCCCAAAGAUCGAGGAAGACCAAGUAAAAAGUGCAGCUAUACCCAAAUUACCACUACUUGGAGCCUCACUUCUCUACAUGAUUGCAAAUUAUAUGAAUACAUUUGGCAACUUGUCAAUGUAUGUCGGAUCGUAUAUGUAUACAGUUGGCAAAAAUGAGUGGCUGAGAUAUCGCAAUAUCUCUGCCGUUUUCGGUAUCAUCGUCUUGUUCCAGAGCCUGAGUGGACUCUUUGCCGCGGACUUUCAGCGAUAUUUUGGAACAAAGUUGGCUAUAAUACUGAGUAGCAGUGUCAUUGCACUCUCAUUUGUCCUUUGCGCCUUUGGACUAUACAGUUACAGUGCCUUUGUGACCUUCUACGGAGUGAUACCUUCUAUCGCCUCUGGUCUUCUUUUGCCGUUACCGCUGGAUAUAAUGCUCAAGAGACACUCGAAACACAGGGGUUUCGUUUGUGGAUUUAUAUACUUUGUCGGUGGAAUAAUCUCAAUCUGCUUAAUUCCAGUGCAGACUUACUUUGUCAAUAUAUCAGAUGAAAAGUUUGGGGAUUCUCUCAGUGCUUUAGAGACAUUUCAUAAACCAAUGGGAGUAGUUGAUAGGAUACCCAGACUCUUUAUUUGCCAAGGAAUAAUAUACUUGUUAUCAAUGCUAUUAGCAUUGAAAUUUCUGGGUAUUCGAGAGGCUACUCAGCCGAUGGAGGGUACCAACUCUGAUCUCGAAUAUGAGACCUUUAUUACAAAAAGAUUGGUGGAUCCAAAGGAGUCAAGCGAUGCAGAUACUGUGUUUGGUAGCGCAUUAUGCUAUACAUUGUGGCUUUUCCUACUCUUGUGCUGGUUAUCCUCAAUAUACAUUCAUACGUACUGGAAGGUUGCAGCUUUGAAAAAGCUGGAUAUUCCAGAUUUGACAAUAUCGAUUAUCGGAACAAUAGCAGGGUUUGCAAAUUUAUUUGGAAGAUGUAUUUGGGGUUUUAUAUUUGACAGCUUUGGAUGGAAGUUGUGCUGGACCUUUUUGCUCAUAGGUUCCUCUGCAGCUACAGCAGGCACGCAAUUUUUGUUUGAGCCAAACGUUAGAUUUUAUACAAUGUGGGUAACACUUGUCUACUUUAUUCAUUCUGGAGUAUUGACAAUUUCUCCCAUGACUGCACACAGACUUUUUGGCCCAUCGGUUUGUUUAUUUUAA